Molecule: messenger RNA, 720 nt
Organism: Priapulus caudatus
Lineage: Eukaryota; Metazoa; Priapulida; Priapulimorpha; Priapulimorphida; Priapulidae
Product: polycystic kidney disease protein 1-like 3
Exons: 4
Biological process (GO): detection of mechanical stimulus
Cellular component (GO): membrane
Molecular function (GO): protein binding; calcium channel activity
Source: RefSeq, a predicted model, not a curated record
ACUGGAGGAAUAUCCGUCGGAGGACGUGUACGACUAUGCGUUUAAAAUCGGCGAUCCACGCGUGUUUGAGGAUGAGCUUCUGGAGACCCAUGAGGCUCAGGAGCUAGAGUACAGCGUCUACCUGUCCAACCUGGAGACAAGCAACGGCACCUACUAUGUGGGAGCGAGAACAACCGUGUGGAAGACCGAGUGUCUGUGCAACCAUCUGACGUCGUUCGGCGCCGACUUCUACGUUCCUGUCAACACGAUCGACUUCUCGACGGUCUUCUCCAAGUUCAAGGACCUGAGUAGCAACGCGGCUGUGUUCUCCUUCAUCAUCACCUGGAUCGGCGUCUGGUUGAUCAGCUUAAUCUGGGCUCGCGUCCAAGACAAGAAGGACCUGGUCAAGUGGGGAGCCUCACCUCUUGCGGACAACCUUCCCACGGACAGACACAACUUCCUCUUCAGCGUGCAGACGGGCGCCAAGAAGACAAACGCCACCGAAUCGAAGGUCUUCUUCGUGUUGUCGGGGCAGAACGGAGACACCGGUGUCCGGGUGAUGGACGAUGGCAAGAGGAAGGGCUUCCCCGCUGGCUCCGUCAUGAACUUCAUUGUGAGCAUGCAGUCAGAGCUUGGUCCACUCACCUACCUGCGCAUGUGGCACGACAACACCGGCAGGGGGCGCCUCGCGUCCUGGUUCCUCCGCGACGUGCAGUGCACCGAUAUGCAGACAGGCGAACG